Messenger RNA from Sycon ciliatum, 3528 nucleotides. RefSeq lists its product as uncharacterized. Bases 1 to 3528 code for a protein of 1175 amino acids. The record is from RefSeq and is a predicted model, not a curated record. Gene Ontology annotation, molecular function: catalytic activity. Lineage: Eukaryota; Metazoa; Porifera; Calcarea; Leucosolenida; Sycettidae. The transcript is spliced from 3 exons.
AUGGUUUCAAGCUGCGAAGCUCAGAGAGUACUGUCAGGAAGGCGGAGGAGAGGAAGGCUGCGAACAUUGGCCUUUGGAUCUUGGAACGUCCGCACUCUGGUCAACAAUGACGGACCGGUCGAGACGGCAAAGAGACGAGUGAAUUUUGAAAAUUUGAAUUUUGUGCCCGUCGUGGAGGACAGAAAGAUCGACUUGGUUAUCCGUGAGCUGUCCAGGUUUGACGUGGAAGUGGCUGGCCUGCAGGAAACCAAAUGGUUUGGGAGAGACUCUUUCAACAUCGACGAUGCGACUGUACUCGCCUCUGGUCGCCCCGUACCUGACGAAAAUUUUCGUCGUGGCGAGGGUGUUGCGCUGGUUCUGCGUCGGAGGGCCAAGCAGGCAUUUGAACGUGCAGGCUGCCAGUGGAGGCCCGUCUCGUCGCGCAUCGUGACGGCCAGGUUGAGAUUUGAGCACGGGUGGAUGUCAGUGAUUUCAUGUUACGCUCCUACGUUUCGAUCCCCCCAUGCUGACAAGGAAGAGUUCUUUGCUCAGUUCCAGUCUGCUCUCAGCGAUGUCAACUCUGCUGAUGACGUCAUCGUCCUGGGGGAUUUCAACGCUCGUGUUGGUUUUGGCCCACAGCAACUAGAGAUGUGGCAGGGAGUGCAUGGAUCACAUGGUGUUGGUGAUGUGAACGAUGCUGGUCAUCGACUACUCACAUUCUUGGCGUGUCAACAGCUCACAGUAUGUAACACACUGUUUCCCAAGAAACGCAUUCACAUGUACACCUGGCAACACCCUGGAUCACAGAAGUGGCAUUGUAUAGAUUAUGUGUUCGUACGCCAACAACACCGUAAACGUUGCAUGGACUGUCAAGUGAUGCGCACUGCAGAGUGUAGCACAGACCACCGUCUUGUCCGCAUGAAAUACCGGCUACCUGACGUUGUGCAGCAACGGUACCAUCAUGAUGCACGUUCCAGGCCGCGGAAGUUUGCUGUUCACCAAUUCAAUCGGAAGCCAUUCAUGAGUGAAGAGGAGGCUGAGCGUGUGGCUACUGUACGUGCUGAGUACUGUGCUAGUCUUGAAUCUCGUUUAGCCACGUAUGACCGCGCCUCGUCUGUGGACUGUAAGUGGAGUACCGUGAAGUCGGCUGUUGUUGACGCGGCGGAGCAGGUGGUUGGUCGGGACAAGCGGCGGAUGCCAGAUUGGUUCCGUGACAAUGCCCUUGUAUUGGAGCCUCUACUGGAGUCUCGUAAUACCCUGUAUAGCCAAUGGCUGAGAAGCGGCAGGGACUCUGAUCACCGGGCGUUCAAAGAAGCGCGUGGCCGGGCUCGUACUGGUAUCCGGAAGGCAAAAACAACUUGGUUGAUGGACAAAGCGGCGGUGGUGCACCGUGGACGUUUCAGUGGCAAAGCUGUCUGGUCUGCCAUUCGCGACAUGCAACGCUGCUUUGGGGGCUUGCAACCCCUGUCUGUCCAAUCCAUCCGCAAUGCCGAUGGAGUUCUUUGCGAAUCGGUUCAGGAGCAGCAGGGCACAUGGCAUGGGCAUUUCUCGGGUGUCUUGAAUGUCUGCAGUGUGUACGAUCCGCAUGUCUUCCAACUUAUCCCUCAGCGUGAGGUCGAGGACUCCCUCUCACUGCAACCAUCGGAGGAUGAGCUGACUCAGGCAAUUAGACACCUACAGAAUGGCAAAGCUGGUGGUAUGUCACAGAUUGUGCCGGAGCUGCUGAAGGUUGGUGUGCCUGUCCUCCAUCCACUCCUCCUGGACCUACUCCAAUCUGUCUGGUCGGGGGGUUGCGUGCCCCAGGACUGGCGCAAUGCACUGCUGGUACCGAUUCCAAAGAAGGGCGACCUCUCUCGCUGCGAUAAUUGGCGAGGGAUCGCAUUGCUGGAGGUUGUUGGCAAGUUGGCUGCUCGGAUCAUGCAAAACCGAUUGCAAAGUAUUGCUGAGGCGGAACUGCCUGAAUCCCAAUGCGGGUUUCGGCGGCACCGUGGUUGUGCGGACGCCAUCUUCUCUGUCCGUCAACUUGUCGAGAAGUCGUACGAACAUCGAUCGAAGCUCUUCUGCGUAUUUGUGGAUCUCCGCAAAGCGUACGACUCUGUCCCUCGCGAAGCUCUUUGGCAGGCAUUGCUGCGGCUGGUUAUUGAGCGUUGGCGAUCCCUUCUCGUUGAGCGUGGAAUAGAGUCUGGUGUGGGCUUCAGCUUCACAAUUGAUGGCCAGCUGUUCCCUCGUGUCACUAGGCGCCGUCCCCACUCCGAGUCCGGCCAUGCUGAUGACUUCGAGUUUGCGGAUGAUGCUGUACUGCUCGCUACAACUCGCAACGCAGCCGAUCAAUCCCUGUGUGCCUUUUGUGAGGUCGCAUCCAGCUUGGGUCUCACAGUGAGCAUGACCAAGACCAAGCUUCUCGUUGCAGGUUUCGGAGUUUGCCCUGCUGAUUGCUCUGAUUUGGUCAUUGGCAGUGAUAGGGUUGAAGCAGUCACCUCAUUCCCCUAUCUUGGUUCCACCAUCACUCCAGACUCGCGGUCGCAAGCGGACAUUCGGAGCCGUCUAGCAAAGGGUGCAGGGGCCUUUGGUGGUCUUCGGCGCAUCCUACAUGACCGGAGCCUGAACCUCCCUACCAGGCGCCACCUGUAUGUCGUUUGCGUACUGUCAACGGUUCUGUAUGGUUCAGAAUGCUGGACGCCGUUGAAGGCAGAUUUAGAUAGAAUGGACCGGUUUCACCAUGCCAACAUUCGCUCCAUCCUUGGCGUAUCGCGAGGCCGACAGUGGGAACAGCGCAUCUCUUCACAGGAACUGCGAGCACAGUGGGGUGAUCCCACACCAUUGUCACGCAUGGUGCAGCAGAGACGGUUGGAGUGGCUUGGGCACCUGGCUCGUCUUGAUGACACCAGAGUACCGAAGCAGUUGCUGUUUGCCUGUCUCCCUCAGUCUCGGCCAUUCUGUGGACCUCGUCGUCGCUGGAAGGACACCAUUCACACGGACCUAUCCGUGGCUGGAGUGCGUAACUGGUUUGAGUUGGCAAGCGACCGUGGAGAGUGGCGUGGAGUGGUGACAGCAGCAGGUGAGGACAGGGAACCCGCCCCGAAGAGCAUCGAGUGCCCAACCUGCAACCGUCUGUUCCGCCGUAGUUCCGACAUGGUCCGGCACAAGUGUUCAGCAAUCCGUCAGCUCCCGGUAUCGGAGCAGCCUGGAUCAGUACAGUGUCCAACAUGCAACCGAUGGCUACGUAGCAGAGGAGGCUUUGUGGUGCAUAAGUGUCGGUCUCUUACUGCUUAUGAUAGGCCCAGCCUAACAGAGUCGUGCUCUAUGGCUGAAGCUAUUGAUCUGAGAUUGCCUGUAGCUGAUAAAUCAAACCAUGCUGUGCAGUCAUCCACACCCGCUGUCACUGUUCAGAGCCAUUCAUCUGCUGUUCAGAGCUCUGCUUCUACCGUAUCUCCUUAUCUGAAUGCUGCUUCCACAACCUUCAAGCACAGUUCUAUUGUGUUCAAUAUUCACGCUGAGUGUGCUGUUGAGGCUCGCAAGAAACUGAAGCGCAAGCAUUCUGCUAAAUAA